Propithecus coquereli (Coquerel's sifaka) is the source of this 948-nucleotide messenger RNA. RefSeq names its product olfactory receptor 2M2-like. The record is from RefSeq and is a predicted model, not a curated record. Gene Ontology annotation, molecular function: G protein-coupled receptor activity; olfactory receptor activity. Gene Ontology annotation, biological process: G protein-coupled receptor signaling pathway. Gene Ontology annotation, cellular component: membrane. Lineage: Eukaryota; Metazoa; Chordata; Mammalia; Primates; Indriidae. The transcript has a single exon. The coding region runs from base 1 to 948 and encodes 315 amino acids.
AUGAGGGAUCAGAACGUGGACAGAGGGAAUGAAACUUUGACUGAUUUCCUGCUCCUGGGACUUUUCCCAGAGCUGCCAUACAUCAGCAUCCUCAUCACCUCCAUCCUUCUGCUCUAUGUCGCCGCCGUCGCUGGGAAUGCCACCCUGAUCCUCUUGAUCUGGAGGGACCUCCGCCUCCACACCCCCAUGUACAUACUACUCAGCCAUUUCUCUCUCAUUGACUUGGCCUUAAUUUCCACCACAGUCCCAAAGAUGGCCAUCAACUUUUUCUCUGGGAAGAGAAACAUCUCAAAAGUUGCCUGUGGAACUCAGAUUUUCUUCUUGUUUGCCCUUGGGGGUAGUGAGUGUCUCCUUUUGACCAUGAUGUUCUAUGACCGUUACGUGGCCAUCUGCAACCCACUGAGAUAUACGGUUAUCAUGAACCCCAGAAUCUGCCUGCAGAUGGCCCUAGUGUCCUGGAGUGGAGGUGCCCUAAAUUCCCUCAUCAAUACCAUCUACACCAUGCACUUCCCCUUCUGUGGCUCCAGGGAAAUCCAUUACUUCUUCUGUGAGAUGCCUGCUGUCCUGAAGGUCUCUUGCGAGGACACUUCCUUAUAUGAGAUGGCGGUGUCUGUCAUUUGCAUUGUGUUUGUUCUUCUUCCCUUAGGACUUAUCAUGUCUUCCUACCUGCUCAUCUUCCUCACAGUCCUCCACAUGAAUUCACCAGAGGGCAGGAGGAAAGCCAUGGCCACCUGUUCCUCUCAUUUGGCUGUAAUGAGCCUCUACUAUGGACCAGCCAUGAUUAUUUACAUGACCCCUCACUCCUUUCACACUUCAGAACAGGAAAUACUCUCCAUGAUCAACACCAUCUUCACACCCAUGCUCAACCCUCUUAUUUAUAGUCUGAGGAACAAGGAGGUGCUGGCUGCUCUCAGAAAAUUAAUGGGUAGAGGAUUCUUUCUGAGGUAG